This is a messenger RNA of Penicillium oxalicum, 1578 nucleotides long. Its product is annotated as fungal specific transcription factor domain-containing protein. Bases 1 to 1578 code for a protein of 525 amino acids. The transcript is spliced from 2 exons. The record is from RefSeq and is a predicted model, not a curated record. Gene Ontology annotation, molecular function: DNA binding; zinc ion binding. Gene Ontology annotation, biological process: DNA-templated transcription. Lineage: Eukaryota; Fungi; Ascomycota; Eurotiomycetes; Eurotiales; Aspergillaceae.
AUGUUUCUCAAUGAAGUCAAUCGAACAUUUGAAUCAGUCAUUGAUCCAUCCUUUCAAUCCAAAUAUGAUCGUUGGUGCGAACGACGAGAGUCGAAAGACGCGGGUCAUACCCCCUUUGCGGCGGACGACGAGCUUGGCGAUGAUUUCGAGAUUCUCGUGCUUCGCGUGUGUCUUCUUAGUAUUCAGAGCCUACCCUGUCCCGGAUAUCCUGCCUUUGGAGUUCUCAACACGCAUCUGAAUCAGCUUGAGAACUGGUUUUGUUCGCUCGCCGAUGAGCUUGAAGCUUCACAGAAGCAGGAGAGAAAACCUUCCAUAGUGGCGGUUCAGCACAAACUCUGCCACGUUUGCUACCUGAUCAAGUACGCAAAGGUCAGAGCGUGUUGGUCCGCCCUGAACGCCGCCAUCAAAGAGGCACAUGAGACAGGGCUGCACCGUCGAGACGAUAAUGCCGCCGUCGACGAUCUGGAAAUGGAGCUUCGUCGGCAAAUCUUUUGGAAUCUCUAUGUCUGGGACCGGUACAUGUGCGUUUAUUUCGGGUUUUGGCCUCUCAUACCGGAAGGUUAUUUUGAUGUCGAAUUGCCGCGUGACCUUUUCCGGCCUCUGACCGCGACUCCUGGCUCCGUCACAACCUUCACGGAUCGAGUGUAUCAUAUCAAGAUCGCCCGCUACAUCACCGCCUUCACGAGUCCACCGUCAUGGAAAGCCGACCGGCAUAAUGCGUCGCUUGUGGCUGAAUUUGCCCAGCAGUUUCAGGUUCUCGUGGUUGAUCAGCUGCCUUCCAUUUACUGGCUGGACAACCCGGACCUGCGUUUGGACACGGUAGAACCGGCGAUUCCUCGCAAGCGACAGUUCCUCCAUUUGGCCAUCUACCACACCAAAGCCUCGCUGUACAGAGCGUUUGCCGACCCGUUCAAUCGCCUCCAUGUAGAAACGAACACCCCACCCAAACACACACCCGACUUGCUCGCCCUGUCCCACCGUCGAGCAUACAUGGAUGCCAUUUGCAAAGCCAUAUCCUGCCUCGUGCAGCUCUUUGCGUCGACGACUGAAAAGUCGGGGAGCGCUGCCGAGAAGUUAUUCUUGCUGCCCGUCUGGCUUAUCGAUGCCUUGGCAUGUCUUGGGGUCUGUUUUCUAUCGAUUCAAGCCGACGAGCGACGGCUCGCAAAUCAGGGUCUACAGAUCAGCCCUGAUCAAGACUUGAAAUGCUGUCUUGUCACCUUUUUAAACACCUUUGACAUUCUCCGCCGGGGGGCCUCUCGAUCUGCAUUUGUGAAGAAGGGCCUGGAAGCGCUCGAAACUCUGUACCAGAUCGUGUACACCUCUCCAUGCCGCGAAUUACUGCUGAAGAGUAACGAGGAGAGUGAGAUGGCCACCCUGGGCGCAUUCAGCGUCAGGGGGACAGAAGGUACGAACUUUCAAUUGGAGCAUGCUCUAGUGUCCCUUCAUGCCCAGGAGGGUCCAAACCCCCCCACGAGCGACUCACUGUCACUCCCAGAGUGGUUGCCCAGUUUUCUCGAAAAGCCUGAUCGGGCCUGGAUCUUCCAGCAGAAAUCAUUCUUCAGCGACCUGUUGUCUUGA